ACGUCUGUAUUUCUUCUUCUAUUCUUCUUGUCUGUGGGUUUAUGCCUGUAGUUUUCUCUGUCUGGGUUAAGUAAAACUUCCCUUCUUGUUCUGUGAGUUCCAAUGCGUUUGUGUUGUUGUGUUAUCACAAUUUGUACUUAUACGAUGAAAAUAUCUUUCUCAAAAUUCCCAAAACACUUUCUUAGUCCUCUACUUUUGACACAAACAUAAAUCUCUCUAGUCUCUCUGAAUAAAUAAAACGAUUGCUUGUUUUGCUGUGUUUUCUGCAGCAAAAAGAAAAUUUUAUACGACAUUUUUUGGUCAUAGUUUUGACACAAUUGAAUCUUUUUACUAAACGUUGUAAUAUUUGAGAGUAGUUUUCUUCUACCUUGUGGGGCAAUGACUGGUACUGGUAUUUGGGGGUCACCCAGAUUCUUUUCCACUCAAAAUCAGACACGGAAAUUGUUUUUUUGUACAAAAACAAAAAGAAAAGCUUCCUUUUUGUGGAAAAAGGGGCCUGCUUUUACGUCGCAAACAAAUGCCCAUGUCUGAUUUUUCUCCUUUCUGUACCCUCUCUUAUGCUCCACUUUUCUAACCGACUGUUUGCUUGCGGAGAAAACGGAGGAAACUUCCUAGGCACAACUGGGUUCUUGAUUUUGUUUCUUUUUAGCCAACCAAUGAGAGGCCCGGGGCUGGUUUUGAUUGAAUUAAAGCGUCACUGAAAUGGAAGGUGAUAUAUUUUCUGGCAUAGGAAAUGGAACUGAUCAAGUAGAUAGCAAAGUUUUGCAGACAUUUCAGAAGAAUUUUGUGCAAGUCCAGGACAUUUUGGACCAGAACAGGUUACUAAUCAAUGAGAUCAACCAAAACCAUGAGUCAAAGAUCCCUGAUGACUUGAGCCGAAAUGUGAGCUUGAUUAGGGAGCUUAAUAACAAUAUCAGAAGGGUGGUGGAUCUCUAUGCUGAUCUUUCGAGCUCUUUUACCAAGUCAGUGGAGGCUUCAUCGGAAGGAGAUUCAGGUGGGAGUUUGAAAUCCAAUGGAAAAGCCAGUCAGAAGAGAAUUAGGUCCGGGUAAUUUAUUUAACCGAGCUUCUGCAUCGAUUCUGCACGCUUUCAUUGUGGGAUAAGAAUGAGUAUUUCAGUAUAUGAAGGAAAGGAUACGAAGAAAAUUUUCUUACUCCUCUAUAUUAGUCAAAACGUGUUGUAGGUUUUAUGCUUCAGUUUAAUUUUUACCAUUUUCAUUGGAAUAACUUUUUUUUUUCCUGUAGUUUUAGGAUGAUUUACUUCAACAAGGAACGUGCCAAAUAUGAACUAAAUUUCAGUGUAAUCUUCUUAACUCAUUGGAUUCAACCAUGCUUCUGUUUUGAAAUCUUCAAGUUUGAGGCAGAUACUGAUUACUUUGGGUACUAUGGAGAUAGCUUUGAUCUUUA
Juglans regia (Persian walnut) is the source of this 1405-nucleotide messenger RNA. RefSeq names its product protein ELF4-LIKE 4-like. Gene Ontology annotation, biological process: entrainment of circadian clock; positive regulation of circadian rhythm. The record is from RefSeq and is a predicted model, not a curated record. The transcript is spliced from 2 exons. Lineage: Eukaryota; Viridiplantae; Streptophyta; Magnoliopsida; Fagales; Juglandaceae. Bases 703 to 1050 code for a protein of 115 amino acids.